Molecule: messenger RNA, 1618 nt
Organism: Xiphophorus hellerii (green swordtail)
Lineage: Eukaryota; Metazoa; Chordata; Actinopteri; Cyprinodontiformes; Poeciliidae
Product: ADP-ribosylation factor-like protein 6-interacting protein 4
Exons: 7
Coding region: 181-699 (172 amino acids)
Source: RefSeq, a predicted model, not a curated record
CGCCGGUUGUUUUGAAUGUAGCCACCAGCGGUGCAUCAUGGGAUACAAAAUGUGUAAAAAGAUGGCUAGCUGCUGCUAAUUCGCCGGUGAUAACUGUAAAUAAAUAUCAAUUAGACAUUUUGCCACAGUAGUGUUUGUGUUAAUAAUUAUAUGACGUCCUAACUGUAGUAACUUGUCGUUAUGUCAACCAGAACGGAACACAGGGUGUCCAGUUCCUCAUCCAGAACAGAUGAAAGAACGAGGUCAAGGAGCAGAGGAAGAGAAAAAAGAAAGCGGGAACGGAGUCGCAGCAGAUCGUCUUCAUCUUCUAGCUUGUCAUCGUCACCCUCCUCAUCCUCCUCCACUUCUUCCAGCUCCUCAGAUCCAUCACAUUCAUCAAGCAGCAGCAGACGUAGCUCUAGCAGCAGUGACUCUCACAGUAAAUCCAGAAAGCAGUCUAAAAGAAGAAAAAAGGAGAAGCACAAAAAAAAAGGGAAGAAAGAGAAAAAGCAAAAGCGUAAAAAAGACAAGAAGGCAAAAGGAGGGGAUGACAAAUCAGGACCGGUUCAGAUCUCUAAGUAUUUGAAAGACAGAAAAAAAGGAAAGUACAGCAUGAUUUCAGGGAAGAAGAUAAAGAUGAAAGUAAAGAAGUCGAAAAAAGACAAACAGCGGGAUAAAAAUCGAGCAGAGCUGCUGGAGUUCUUGAACUCAACCCUGUGAAGCCGCCAUGGACGCCCCUCUUGUUGGUCAUAGACGUCAGCGUCCGCAGAACUCAGGAAAUGGCUCCUCCUGCUUCCCUGGAGCAGACAAACGAGUUUUCUGAAGGAGAGGCGAUGAACUGAAGUAACUUUUUUUCCACCACACAGGGGCAGCAGCGAGCUGGAGUCAGUGCAUUCGGUUCACUACCUACAUUUUCUUCACCUUGUCGCUGUGCAGGUGGCUACCUUGAGUCCAAUGUAAGAACUGUUAUGUAGAAAAUUUUGUUUGUGAUCAGAUGGUAUUUGUUGACUAUGCUUUAGGUUGAAACACCAUUUAAACAUGAAAUCUACCAGUUCAGUCUGGACAGUCGAAAUGUCAAGUCGAACACAAACCUGUCUGUGUCAUUUAAAUGUCUGCAUUGUGUGCAAAUAUCUUUUCAGGGCUUGACAUCUUUUUCUGUUCAUAAUUAAAAAAGAAAUAUAAGGUUUUAACUAUAUAUAUUUUUUAAAUAUGCUGUCCAACUCUAUUUAAGGAGAUGAAUCAUUAAGUUUUUGAUGUAAAUUCUGGCUUUAGGAGCCAAAGUGUUUUCAGUUUAUUCUAAAAUAAGAUUUUUUUUGUUUAUUCUUUUUAUUCUGAGGAUGGAGCAGUGCAUAGGAUUCAGUAGCAUUAAUAGGUCUAACCUAUUAAUGCUCAUUAUUUCUCGUAUGUGUCUGUUUUAAAAAUGGUGGUAAAAAAAUUGCUUUUCUUUAUACAAAACCAGUUUGAGUCCAUGUUUGUCUGAUGGUGUGUACAGAUCCAUUUGACAGAAGGACAGCAAAUACCACUGAAGAGAUUUUACUAAAAAAAAAAACAUUUUAUUGAAUAUUUCUGGGGGAUCUUUUCUUCCUUUUAAACCCUCUUGAAAAUAAAAGCGCAGGAGGAAAAGCUUUCAGGUGUCUAA